Penicillium lagena is the source of this 873-nucleotide messenger RNA. RefSeq lists its product as uncharacterized. NCBI's taxonomy places the organism in Eukaryota, Fungi, Ascomycota, Eurotiomycetes, Eurotiales, Aspergillaceae. The transcript has a single exon. The coding region runs from base 1 to 873 and encodes 290 amino acids. The record is from RefSeq and is a predicted model, not a curated record.
AUGUCUGCAGAUAAUCAGCUGUUGUCUCAAGCACCGGAGCCAUUAGGAGCCGUACCUGACCAGAUCCUUCGGGCUAUUACAUUGUUCCUCCCUCGCCCUGAAUUCUCCACCCGCAUUCGGACGACAACGCAGGACGACGUGCGGAUUACUUUGGAAAAGUCGACGCAAGCAUCGCAGAGAUCAGAUGACUUGACAGUGACCCGUCUUGUGAAGACUCUCAAAAACGAUGCACAUCCACACCUGAUGCUACUUACCAGCGAUGGAACUACAACACCAGCCACGGUGGUAGGGGUAUACUUCCCAGGCCCGCUCUGGCUCGGGUCAAAUGAAAGAGAGAAGUGUGAAUUCAAGACCGGCACUUCCCAUCUCCUCUUUCAGCUUGGGCCUCAGUUCCGCCUUCUCCGAUGGACCUGCCCUGGCAUACCACUCACGGACAUUGUCAAUACACAUGAAGAGGCACUGUCGCUCGAAGCUAUCGCGGCAAGUGAUGAAACAUCUCCGACGUCAAACAAGGCCUACUGGGUCGGAGACCCGGAGAGAAUCGGUCCCGGCCUACAAAUUGACCCUGAGACGAAGUCGGCUCUGCUGACGAGCAAUCUUACCGACGCCAAUAUUGGACGAGCAGCCUGGUACAACGACGUCGGCAGAGACAGUGACCGUGGUGACGAAGCACCCAAAGAGCCUUGGGAGGUGACUGUCAAGCUUGGUCAGCUCCAUUUUUUCCGUGUUUCGUGCAGGAUAGAUGCAGACCUCGCUACUGGGCGGAUCAUCCGGGCUAAGGAUCAGGCUAGAUAUAUGCGGGAGGCAGCGAAACCAAGGAUCGAGGGCGAGGAGCUGAAAAAGAGAAUUCAAGGAUUCGGAUCUACUUCAUGA